This is a messenger RNA of Daldinia loculata, 1821 nucleotides long. RefSeq names its product Metallo-dependent phosphatase-like protein. The transcript is spliced from 9 exons. NCBI's taxonomy places the organism in Eukaryota, Fungi, Ascomycota, Sordariomycetes, Xylariales, Hypoxylaceae. Gene Ontology annotation, biological process: nucleotide catabolic process. The coding region runs from base 1 to 1821 and encodes 606 amino acids. The record is from RefSeq and is a predicted model, not a curated record. Gene Ontology annotation, molecular function: hydrolase activity. Gene Ontology annotation, cellular component: cytosol.
AUGCAGCCCGAUGCGAUAAAUGCUACCUACGGACCCACGAGGGCUUUGGAGGUGAGUAUUUUGCAGUUGCUUAUAACCGAUACCCACGGAUGGUUAGAGGGUCACCUUAAAGAAGCCAACUAUGGCGCCGAUUGGGGCGACUUCGCCUCCUUCUCGACUCGCUUCAAGCAGCAAGCCGGCGACAUGGGUGUUGAUCUACUUUUAGUAGACACCGGUGAUCUACAUGAUGGCGCCGGGUUGAGUGACGCUACCACGCCCGACGGCGAGGUUUCGAUGAAGAUAUUCGACAAGGCCCAGUAUGACUUGCUAACUAUUGGUAACCACGAGUUAUAUCUUGCCGACGUUGCCUACCAGGCUCUGGACGAGAUAUCGACGUAUUGGGGCGAGAAGUAUCUCACGUCCAACGUUCAGAUACUCAACCGGCAGACGAAGGAGUGGCAGUAUAUCGGCAACACGCACCGAUACUUCGCUACUAAGCAUGGGCUUCGAAUCAUGGCCUUUGGCGUGUUAUUCGACUUUACUAGUAACACGAAUGUCUCUAAAGUCAUCCCUGCGAAGACCAUGAUUACACAGAAGUGGUUUCUAGAUGCCCUUCAUUGCCCGGAGCCCGUGGAUAUCUUCAUCGUUCUGGGCCACAACCCUGCCCGACCGACUGAUAAAACGAGCACUUUUCCUAUCGUCUUUGACGCGAUUCGUACUGUGCACCCGGAUACCCCUAUUCAGUUUAUCGGAGGCCAUAGCCAUAUUCGGGAUUUUGCUGUCUUCGAUAGUAGUAGCACGGCGCUUGAGUCAGGCCGAUAUUGCGAAACACUCGGUUGGCUCUCGAUGUCGGGAUUUAAUAGUAAAGAUAGUGGCCCUGCUGGUGUCCCUAACCCAACUCGCAAAGCAACGCAGAAUUCUACUUCUCCGUUCGUAUACUCCCGUCGCUACCUUGAUUGGAAUCGUCGAACCUUUGAGUACCAUGCUGCGACGUUGUAUAAUAAAAGCCUCGACUAUCAUAGCGGCUUGGCCGUUACAGAGGAUAUUACAAAGGACAGGAAGCAGCUUAACCUCACCGAUGUGUAUGGAUGUGUUCCCCAGGACUAUUGCAUGACGUGCGUACCAUUCAAUGCCUCGGGCAAUAUCUUUCCUCUGCUGUCUGACGCGUUAGCCGGGGGUGUCGUGAACGAAUCGCGUAAAGAUAUACCGCGAUAUAUCAUUGCCAAUACGGGAAGCGUUCGGUUCGACAUGUACAAGGGGCCUUUCACUUAUGACGAUCAGUUCAUCGUCUCGCCGUUCCGUGACAUUUUCUUGUACAUCCCAGAAGUGCCCUACGCCCUGGCCAGAAACUUAACCGAGUCACUCAACAAUGCUGGUGCCAGUCGGAAGCGUAACGUUGGUAUCGUGCCUGUUGAACGCGACAUCUGCGUCGACCCUGUCCUUGUUCACUUCACCGAACUUGGGAGCGAAGAGCGUCGUGCAUUCAAUCACGAAUCUCCUAGGAUUACGAGGCGUCAAGUCGUCGACUUGACUGCCGGCUAUACGACUAAGGAUGACUUUGGCACUGAUGGCGACGACACGGCGCAUUCCGAAAUUCCGCACUACGAAAUCCCCGAUUUUUUCCAAGGCGUAGCUGGAUUUAGUGACAAUCAGACGGCAGAUAUUGUUGAUGUCGUGUUUGUUGAUUUCAUCGAGAGUGAUCUUCUUGCUAUCCUCGGCUCCAACUAUAGCUCUAGCGAUGUCUCGUAUUACAUCGAUGCGAACUUCACGACGCAAGAUUACUUGCCGUUGUAUAUCCAGCAGACGAAGGCUUUCCAAACCGGGCUGCCUAAUUGUAGGUAG